Molecule: messenger RNA, 1176 nt
Organism: Suillus fuscotomentosus
Lineage: Eukaryota; Fungi; Basidiomycota; Agaricomycetes; Boletales; Suillaceae
Exons: 4
Coding region: 39-917 (292 amino acids)
Source: RefSeq, a predicted model, not a curated record
AGAAGGCUGUGACGGUGGACAGCUUCAUUCGUCAAGUCAUGACGAAGGGGCCCGGGCCGCAGCGAAAACGGCAACUACGGACCGUAAAGUUGCAAGAUGCAUCCAUUUCUACGGGCGAUGCAAAUAUUCAGUCAGUCACUAAGAAGCCCGUCGGGGACGGGAAACCGACGACUCUGGCACAGAGGCUGGCGCGUGCUGCCAUCCUCUCCCACGUGGAAACAAAGGAGUCUCCUGCCGACGGUAUAUCCUCCUCUCGUCGUCCUCUCAACUUUGUUUCAUUCCCGAAAUUCGCAACGCCUCCUUCGCCGAGGAAGAAACAUACUGCACGGUCGGCUUUUCCUGGUUCUGAGUCUUCUGCGGUCAUGCUGCGCAAUAAUCGACGCCAGAGGGCAAAAGUACAACCUACUUUAGAACAUCCUGGUUGUCAUCCUCUGAACUUGGUUCCCUCACAUGAAGCGCAGGCCGCAGGUGCCUCUGGAGCGCGGUCUCAUUCUGGGACUUCCGCAGACGUGCUUGACAGUAGUCGACACAAGAGGCCAAAACGACAACAAAUUACCAACCGUCCUGGCUGUCCUCCUUUGAAGUUUGUUCCAGCUCAUGAAGCAGAGGCCGCAAAUGCAAAAGUUCCGCGCCCUCCAAAACGACGGCCCAUUCCCGACCGUCAUGGGAGGGUUCCUUUGAAGUUUGUUCCUGCACACGAAGCAGAGGCUGCAUAUGCUGCGAUGUUUCCCAGACGCUCUCUACAACCACGGCCUACCUCCUACCGUCCUGGCUGUCCUCCUUUGAAGUUUGUUCCCGCACACGAAGCGAAAGCUGCACAUACCGCUAAGAGUGAGUUGUCUUCUUCCAGGGCAGAUAGGGAUGCUCGAUGGACAGGCCCGACAGAUGCUCUUGACACCGUGACAGGGGCUUCUUGAACUUAUAAUCUCCCAUGUCGGACCGAAACGAACCUUUGGCGAUUUCCUUCCAUGACGAACAAUCUGCCCUCUACAAUCACAACGGAACUAGUUGCACCUUCUCAGAACAACAAAAGGCAUUUAGAACUCGCACGAUGGACGAACUACUCUACUUUGUAAUACUUACUUUUGGUCGCAACAGCAGGCGGCUAGCGGACGGGGAGACAUUCGCGGUGGCGGGCAGUUGCUCAGGCUGAACUUGUCUUGCUAGAGAAGUCGG